Messenger RNA from Necator americanus (New World hookworm), 624 nucleotides. RefSeq lists its product as uncharacterized. The transcript is spliced from 2 exons. Bases 1 to 624 code for a protein of 207 amino acids. Lineage: Eukaryota; Metazoa; Nematoda; Chromadorea; Rhabditida; Ancylostomatidae. The record is from RefSeq and is a predicted model, not a curated record.
AUGAAGAAACACAAAAUCAUGUCUUCUUCCGCUGAUGCUAUGCUCUCCACCUUGGACGAUCUCGACAGGGGCGACAUCAGCAGAAUACUAUAUCAUCUGUUCCAACGCCUCGACAACCUCGAAGAGGGUUUUCCGCUCCAGUCUCCAAAACAGCAAAGGCGAAAAAACAAAACAAGCCAAGCUAAAUUUGCGCCUCCUCUGCCUGAAAACGGUAAACUAGAACGCCACGUUGAGUCAAGCGUGGAAAUUGUAGCUUUGGCCAAUUUCUUGCUUUGCUCGGCUGGGAGACCACAGCUGCCCUUGGACCGGCCAUACAAGAAGCAACUAAAAACUCAACGCCAGCUGUCAACAUCCACGUACCACCUAGUCGGUCUCACAACACACCGUCGACAGGCCACCAAGCCGAACUCUCACGCCGUCAACGACCAUGCAUCACCAAACCAACUCACUUCCACGCUGCCAACGUCCACACACCACCUGCGUCAGGCCACUCCACAACAGUCGAGCCGCACGGAGGAAAUUAUCAGUCAAACUAUUAAUUGUUGUCGUGACUUACUCAUUCUCACUGUUGUCGCCUGCGGCCGUAUUAUCGGCCCCGAUGAUCGCAAAAGGGACAUGGUAUAA